Molecule: messenger RNA, 2210 nt
Organism: Hypoxylon fragiforme
Lineage: Eukaryota; Fungi; Ascomycota; Sordariomycetes; Xylariales; Hypoxylaceae
Product: TPR domain-containing protein
Exons: 4
Coding region: 241-1773 (510 amino acids)
Biological process (GO): protein quality control for misfolded or incompletely synthesized proteins
Cellular component (GO): i-AAA complex
Molecular function (GO): misfolded protein binding
Source: RefSeq, a predicted model, not a curated record
CUUGAGGUCAGUUAUGUACCUAGGUAGUUAGAGCUCAAAAUUUAUUACUCGAGUUCUACCGUGGACAACGUCAUUGCUAAUAAAUAAUUGCUUCACUACAAACCGAUUUCAACUUGAUCCCCCAGUUCUCCCCGAGCAUUAUUAAUUUGCACGCUUUGCGGAUAUUGGCCACAACAGGGCGCUACACAUGUAGUUGAUCAAGCGCAACUUGAGCAACACGUCUUGCGAUUGCUAAUCAUAAUGUCUGCUUUGCGCAUUAUCGCAAAGUUGUCUUCCGGCAAUGGCCACCAACAUGCGCGAUGCCUUCACCAUAUGCAGGUGUCAAUGAGACGACCCGCGCGCUCUUUCUCUAAUCAAAUAGCGCGAACUAACCUUCCAUUAUCUGACCCUAUUCGAAUAUGUAGUAUUCAACAGAAGCGACAUAAUUCCUCUUCGCCCAAGACAAAUAACCAGGAGCCGCUACCACCCUCAAAGCUGCUUUUCCGAGCCCUGAAACAAGGCAUGAAUUUUCGUCCUCUACUUGGAAUAUUUCGUGGCCAAACUCUUCGUGCUCUAUUUCGACAGAGCCCAGAGGAGCUUGUAAUUGCUCUUAUCCUGUUAUUCGUUAUAUCUUGUACAUCCCUCUAUAUCGUUUAUGCCUAUUUCAACUAUUUCCAAUCUCCACAAUUCACUCGAUUCCCGCCUCACAUCGCCAAAUCCCUCCGCCGUGCGAUAUAUUACAGCAACUACGGUCCUGAUCCGCAGCUAGCCCUCAAAUACUACACGCUUGCCUUGGGCCAAUGUAAGGAAGCCGGUCUUGACCCCUUUUCGGACGAAGUUAUAGGUCUCAGGAUCCAAUUAGCUGCGUGGUUAGAACAAAUCGGUAGUUAUAAGAAUUCUAUCGACGUAUUAGAGGCGCUUCUUAACGAUUCGAAAAAAUGGGUUGCGCUCAUGGAGAAGAGCGCCAAAGAUGGCCUUAUUGAUGAAUCGGGAAGACUGUCUGGCGCACCAAGCCCCCAAGGCUCUGGCACAGAAGAAGAAAAGAGCGAAAGUGAACCGAAACCGGAGAAUCUGUGGGGUAAGCGAACAAGAAUCUUGGGAAGAUCGGUCGGAAUCAGUGUUAAGCUUGGAGCGCUUUAUGCCGACGAGCACGUUCUUGAAGGUGACUCUGCUGGUGAACACUUGAUAUGGGCAGUCGAGACUGUCUUAAAAGAAUUACACAGGCGUCAAGUUGAAGGUCUGAAGGAAGGCGAGGGCGAUUGGAUGUCCCCAGAGCAGAUUGGGGGAUCGCUAGAAGCCCUGGGACAUCAUUACGAGUCCAAGUCGCAAUUCUAUCUUGCAGCACCGCUCUUCCUUCAGGCGAUCUCACUUUCGCCUCCAAAUAGCUGUCAUACUGCCGUACUGAUGAACAACCUAGCGAUUUCUUUGGCGCAGCAACCCGUCGAUACGCCGUUAGAUCCUCCCCAGAUCUCUCAAGCUAACGGAUCUACUGCGGCCACCCGUCCGACGCGGUCUAAUCUCCUAGCCAGUGCCCGUUUAUGGGCCUUGAAAGCUGAGGCAACAGCACGAAAAGUACAAGGAGAAAAUAGGACUGAAGAAUGCGACGAAGCUUGCGCAGUAGCACUGUGCAACCUGGGAGAUAUCGCAGCUAUGGCUGGGGAUAUCGAAGAAGCACAGCGCAAAUUUCAAGAGAGUUUGGCGUUGAGCAAGAACAUUGCAUUCGAACCCGGCACUAAACAAGCUCAGGAGGGCCUGCAACGCUUAUCUAAGACGCCAUCGGCUGGAUCGCCAUAAUCAACUUACACCGUGAUCGUCUUUAUAAACCUCUGGCUCUAUAGACAACGGGUGUUGCUACAUACUUCAAUCUAGGAGGUCCUGAAUUAGGAACCAUUUAGUAAAGGAAGCUUACAAGUGAGUGGGCAUUCUGUUACUUUCCACGCUCCCAAAGUCAGCAGGGAAGCGUUCCAUGUCACCAAAAAAUCGCUGCACCGACAGUGUUUUGGCCUGCAAGUUAGGCUGAAAUUUGGUUCAUGAUAGGAUGUAAGGUCAUCUCGUUACCAAAGUGGCCAAGGUAUACGAAAUAGGGAAAUGUGAAAACGAGGUUAACUAGCAUGAUUCUCGGGCACUUUCCAUAAAAGAUAACUACCAGAAUUAUGCGGAGCUCGAGCCAGUAGUAUCUCCUAUUCAAUUACGAAACCCUUCGGCAAGGGUGAUAAAAAUAAGUCAACAUG